Messenger RNA from Anguilla rostrata (American eel), 7430 nucleotides. RefSeq names its product ADAMTS-like protein 1. The transcript is spliced from 13 exons. Gene Ontology annotation, molecular function: metalloendopeptidase activity. Bases 2446 to 5205 code for a protein of 919 amino acids. Gene Ontology annotation, biological process: extracellular matrix organization; proteolysis. The record is from RefSeq and is a predicted model, not a curated record. Gene Ontology annotation, cellular component: extracellular matrix. Lineage: Eukaryota; Metazoa; Chordata; Actinopteri; Anguilliformes; Anguillidae.
AGCCGAGUCUCAGGAGCGGCUCCUGGGAGCUCAGUGUGUUUACGCUCCGAGGGGAAAAGCUCACGCUCGCUCGGUGAUGUAAGGCAGAGCUGCGACCGCAGUCUGCGGCCCCCCUCCCUGUUCCCCGCUCACGCACGGCCGCAGACGCCGCCCGCGCCGGCCCUUUUCCUCGUUAAGGCCGGGUAACGCCCCGCUUCGGCGGGGGAAGUUUAGCGAAGGACACCCUGAUUGAGUGUGCGCGUGAUGCACGACAGCUCUGCUCCUGUCACUGAAAAAUGUUCUUUUGAAGGGAUCUGCCUCUUGUCACUGAGGCUUGUGAAGUUUCCACCCUGCGUCGCGUGAGAUUUCCGCCGCUGCUCCGCCAUGGCCGCCCGCUCGCGUUACGCACAGCUGCACCACAGGGCCGGCUUCAUAAAACGUGCUUAAUUAGCACACUUAAUUUAAUGAAAGUGAAAAUUGCAUCAUACAAAUGACACGACCUCGGGCUUCUUAUUCUGAACGCUGCGUUUGACCAUUGAAACAUUUAACAGUUACGUAAUGCGCAUGUGCUGAAUUAAUUUGUGAAUCGGAAAUGAAGCCCAUGUUUAGCGCACAAUAGAUUUCACACCUUUUGCGGUUCAUUUAGUCUGCACUCGCGUGCGACCUGGGAAGAGGCCCCAGUACUCGUUGCCUUAGCUCUGUACGCGUGUCCCCCGGCCUGUGAGUCACGUGUCCAUUUUCCAAAAUGGCCCGCCAGCUCACGUUAGCGACGCGUUUUAUCUGCCCCCCUGCGCGGCGCGAUGUAUGCGAGGCGACCUGCGACUCCGGGGCGUUUUGGAAACCCGGCGGCGGCGGAGACGGCGUAAUGAAACAGUCGUCUCUUUCAUGACUGGGGCCCCGUAUCGCAUGUCGCCCACAACAAGAGGCCGCGAUCCUGCGGAACGUCAAGCUGGCAGGGCCCGUUUGAAGCUGGCGGGGUGUAGCACCGCUCCCGGCAUUGCCUUUGACACGCGCGGCUGAAUUAGGGAUUUAUUAUUUAUUCGUAACUACGGGUGCGUGUGUUCCGUGGGUACCUUGCCGUGACAGGCCUCUCGCACGCGCGGUACGUUUUUCUGAUCUGACUUUGGCUAAACUUCAGCCAAUAUAAUCGACGAUCCCUUAGCUGCGUGAAGGUCUUUCUAGGUGAAAAUGACAAGACUGGGGCACCUGAAGCUAAUAUAGUACAUCUGUUAGCAUUUGGAAGCAUUGCUUAAUUGUUAAAGGGUUGGCUAUGCUGUAUUUCCUAUCUCUAAAUGGUUGAUCUUUGCAGGGAACUCUAGGGAAAACGCAGAGCCAAGCGAUAAAGGCGUUUUCAUAAAGAAACUGUGUUUUUUAAUGCGCCCUAGCAGUGAGGACAGUGGAUUUCUGCACUUCACGAUGGUUUUUGUUGCCGCGUCGUACUGUUCCCUGCUCAGCGUUACUCAGAACACUUUGAACUGCGCAGCCACAUCAGAUUGUUGAAAGUCGUACGGCCAGUUCUGAUUGGUCCAAUGACUCCGGGCUACAAAGCCAGUUCUGAUCAGUCCGAUCACUCUUGCGUUGCGCAGACAGCUCUGAUCAGCGUGAGCCACUGCCAGCAUCCUAAAGUGAAAAGGACAAGCAGAGAAUAAACAAUAGGGAUUUCGAAGGAGGGGAGCAGAAGAAACGAGAGGCCGUGCCAACAGCUUGGAUUUAAAGAAUAUGCAGAGCUGGCGUCCCGGGAAGGCUAUGCGCAAACAGCCGUAAAGAAAAUCAAACUGCUAGAAGCUGGCAUUUGCAGAGGCAAGAGCAACAGUUGAGAAUGAUUAAACAGGUCACUCUCGCCUGUUCAGCGCUGCGCUGAUUUAUCUAGCGUGGUAGACUGCAGACAUCGCCAGAGGUCGUGCGGCGUAACAAAACGUAUGCAUUUUCUGUGAGUGUGUGAGAGAUGGGGUGCGUUUGAGAGAGUGUGAAUACAUGUGCUACAGCCCUGAGCCCUGAGUAUGUGAUUAAUAUGUGUGAUUAACUGCCCUGAAUGAUCCUGAAUGUGUGUGUGUGUGUGUGUGUGUGUACGUAUAAUUUGUUCAUGCUACAGCCCUGAAUGUUCCUGAAUGUGUGUGUGUGCAUAUGUGUGUGUUACAUGCUACAACCGUGAAUUAUCCUGAAUGUAUGUGUGUGUGUGUGUGUGUGUAUGUAUGUGUGGUUUUGUGUAUAAUCCUGCAUGUGUGUGUGUGUGUGUGUGUGUGUUUGUGAAUAAUCCUGUGCGUGUGUGUGUGCUGUGUCAUAGGUGUGCAGGAGGCAGUGGUGAUCUGUCUGAAUAAGCAGACCCAGGAGGCCUCGGGGGAGAGCCUGUGUGUGAGCUCCCGCCGGCCCCCUCAGCUGCUGCGGGCCUGCAGCACCGAGCCCUGCCCGCCCAGGUGGGAGACGGGGGCCUGGAGCUCCUGCUCGGCCACGUGCGGCGUGGGCCUGAUGAGCCGGGCCGUGUCCUGCACCCACCUCCAGUCCCGGGAGAACAACCGCACGGUCGUCGUGAGCGAUGGCAAGUGCCGCCAGCCCAAACCCAACCCGGUCCAGGCCUGCAACCGAUUUGACUGCCCACCCAUGUGGGAGCUGAAGGACUGGGGGCAGUGUUCCCGUAGCUGCGGAGGCGGCAUGCAAAGAAGAGAGGUCCUCUGCAAGCAGCGUCUCGCGGACGGCAGCGUUCUGGAGCUGCCCGACACCUUCUGUCCCUCGCCGACCCCGCCUACCCUCCAGGCCUGUGACAAGAGAGAGUGUCCCCCAAGAUGGGUCCCUACAGAGUGGUCCCAGUGCUCAGCCACCUGUGGGGAGGGGACCCAGAGACUGGCGCUGGUGUGCAGGAAGCAGGAAGAGAACGGGGAGUACCGCACCCUGGCCCCAGCGGCCUGCGCCGCUUUCCCCGAGCCCACGACUGUCCGAGCGUGCUCCCUGGGAACCUGCGCGAAGAAUUUCAAGCCUGGAGGCACUAAACUGGGUCCAAGCAUCCUGGCUCAGAGGAAGGUCUACAUCCAGUGGCGGAAGGAGAAGAAGCUGCAGCUCAUUAUGGGGGGGUACGCCUACCUCCUCCCCAGGACCUCCGUGUUCAUCCGCUGCCCCGUCAGGCGCUUCCGCAAGGGCCAGAUCCGGUGGCUCAAGGACGGGAAGGCCCUCCUCAGCCAGCCCCACCUUUUUGUUACCGCACUAGGCUACAUAAAAAUCCAGCACCUCAGGGCCUCCCACGCAGGGGUGUACACCUGCGCAGCGGGCCAGGCCCAGGAGAACCUGGUCCUCAAGGUCAUCGGCAGCAAGCAGAAGUUGGCAGUCCCGGAGGGGAGCCUGUGGCUGACAGAGGGAGAGGGGAAAGCCCCUCCGGGGGACCUGGACCUGCGGCUCUCCUUCGGCAAGUACGAUGGCAUCGUCCAGCGCCUGCUGGAACUGAAGGGGGCCGCCAGGGAGGGCCCAGACUCCAGAGAGCUGCUGGACUCGGCUGAGAAGAAUGCCUCCACCUUGGAGGAGGACAGCGCCGGGGAUGCCUGGGUCCCCCAGACACUGGUCAUGGAGAUGUGGAGGCUGGACGAGAUCAUCAGGAACCUGUCGCUCCAUCCCCAUGCCCAGCAGGCCCUGCACAGUGACCAGCUCCUGACCCAGCUGCUGGUGGAGCUCUCCAAGAACCACGGCGAGAGCAAUGAGUCUACCCUGCUCCACCCCAGCAGGUCUUCCUCUGAGUCCUCCACCCAGAGCUCCAAAUCCAAAACCAGCCCAGACAUCACCCAGUCUAGGGGCUCCACGGGGCCCCACAGGGAACAUCCUAGAGCCCCGGCCAUCUUGCAGAAAACCCUGAGCCAGGAAAAGGAACAGUCCCCCUUGGAGGUUGUGGCCUACGUGGGCAAGCCAGUCUUCCUGCCUAGACAGACCAUCAGUGUGGAGCUUCGGUGUGAGGCGGUUGGCACCCCCGAGCCUGCCAUCACCUGGACGAAGGAUGGGAUAGAGCUUCUGUAUAGCAGCAGAGUAGGCAGGCUGCCAGGGGGCUCCCUGAGAAUCCUGGCUCCGCGCGAGACUGACGCGGGCCUGUACGCGUGCACCGCCAGGAACCACGCCGGCUCCGCCUCCCUGUCUUCUUCGCUGAGGAUCGCAGAGCCACCACAGCCUGCUCCGGAUGACCCCCUCUGGACUGCCCUGACCCGUGCAGCAGAACCUGGUGUCCACACUCUCCUGAUGACCAGCAAUCAUACCAGAACCACUCUGCAGACCGGCACCACUGCCCUCAUUGGCUGCCCCGUUACGAGUCACCCCAGACCCACGGUGUCCUGGUUCCUGAACAGGCAAACCCUGUCCCAGAUUGCAGGAGUGGCUCAUCAGCUGUUGGCGGAGAACCAGGUCCUGCGCCUACCAAACAUCACCCGAACCCUGAGGGGCGAAGUCAGCUGCAGCGCGGAGAACAAUGCUGGGACACUGGAGCUGAGGAUGGCCCUGGAUGUACAAGGGGUCAAGGCCCCAGGGCUGAAGUGUCUGCUGGACGGUGUUGAGGGGAACCACUCGCUGUGCCGAGACAAGAAAAACGCCACGCAGAGUACAGCGGCCUGCCAAGGACAACACUGCCCCCCUAGGUGGCAGGCGUCCCCCUGGUCUCCUUGCUCCAUCAGCUGUGGGGGAGGUGUGCAGGUACGCAGGGUGUAUUGCCAGAGGGGCACCCAAGAGGAGGACAGCUGUGUGGGGGCAGGGAGGAGACCCCCCCACACCCAGCUGUGUAGUGCCAUGCCCUGUGUGGAGUGGGCAACGUCUGCUUGGGGCACGUGCCACGGACGCUGUGUGGGACACCGUCAGGCCACGCAGCACAGGCAGAUGUUCUGCCAGGACAGGAACGGCACCAGAGUCGCCCACGCCGAGUGCAGCUCUCUACCCAGGCCGGGGGCCUACAGGAACUGCUCCACGGAGGCCUGUGCGCUGCAGUGGCGGGUGGGACCCUGGACGCAGUGCACCUCCACCUGCGGCAGCCACGGCUUCCAGUCCCGCCGCGUGUCCUGCGCCCACCAGCGGACCGGCAAGACCACCCGGGACGUUAACUGCGCCUGGAGGCCCCGCCCCUCCAGCUGGCAGCGCUGCAACAUCCUGCCCUGCGCCCGGGGGGAGUGCAGAGACAGCACCAGGUACUGUGAGAAGGUCCGGCAGCUGGAGCUCUGCUCACUGGCCCAGUUCAAAGCUCGGUGCUGCGAGUCCUGUCGGGACAGCUGAGGUCACCCCCCCACCACGUCCCCAGGGGGCGCUGCGACUGAUUUACUCACCAGCCUGACUGCAGAGCACCAUCACUUGGGCUGGACAAAUAAAAAAACAAGCAAGAGAAAGAGAACAUUCAUUUGACACCAAUGAAGGCUUCGAUUUGAUUAUGUUUUUAAAGUGUUGUUACGAUUCCCAUGGAUCAGACAGCAACGAGAGACUUGUCUUGGAACUGCCCUGUGCGUCUGCAACCAGGAAAGAGCUUGGCGCCCCCGGUGGCUGUUGAUGAAGCUGUUUUGUCUCUCAGCACCUGCUGGAUCUCACAAUGUAAAUUCACCGGAGGAGAAGCAGAUGCUGAACAGACCUUCUAGGUCUUGAAUUUUACUUAAUUAAUGCUUUGUUCUUUUUUAUUUUACAAAAAAUCCCCCCUGGCCAGAAUUCCCCCCCAUCUAGUGUUUUGUGUAUAUGUGUCAUGUGGAGGAGGACAGUGUUCCCUUUCACAUUGAGAAUUUUAGUUUCAGCUUGUGGUUGCGCAGAAUAAACCCAGCACACAAGUGCAGUGGGGCUGGCCCCUGGAAACAGAGAGGAAGUGAGCUGGACAUUCAGCCAUUCAGAUGGGAUGACUGGAAGCUAUUCUGUCAGUUACAAGACCACUUCAGCCUUCCUUCGUUUCCCUUGUCACAAGCACGGGGUCAAAGGUCAGUGAUUUCUCCAUUUCUGGUGGCUCACACCUAGAGUGUACAUUUACAGGCAUGAGAUGAAACCAUUUGCGCCCCCAAGAAAAGGUCUGGGCCGUGAGUCACAUCACAAAACCGUAGGAUCCGUGGCCUGUGGAAUUUGCUGUGGAUUGUAAAUUUUGUUGAAAUUGCUUGGUUCAAAAUGGCCUUAUUAUAAAUUUUAUGAUGCUGUGACUGUUUUGCACAGGUUCUGGAGCACUGUGGUUAGAGAGGAUGCACUGACACAAGAGGGUUGUUUGGUCCUUGCAGAGUCAUGAGAAACCCUCGUGUACCUCAAGGCAAUCUGUUUGGCACUCAUCUCAGCAGAGAUGGACUGAGGUAAAAGCCAGCAGUGGGUGGAGUCCAUAGAGUGGACACUUUUUUUUAAGAUUCCCUAUGCUCCAGAAGUCCUGCCCCACAAUAAUUCAAGCGUCAUAAUAUAAAUAAUCCUAUCCAGCAAUCUGGGUUUUGGACACUAGUUGAGUUCCAUUUUAGGUAGUAUUACAUAUUAUUACUACUGUAUAAUUAUUAAUGAACUCCAAGUGGUUUUUAUACUAACGCUACCAUGACCAAACAUUGACAAAUCUGAUGCCGUUAAUGUUGAAAAAGUUGAAUGAUUGUUCAUUUCCAAGAUACUACAGUAAUACCAUAAGUGGCUUUAGACACACAUUGGUAUUACAGUAUAAAAUUAUCCAGUUCAGGUUUCAGCAUAUGACUGGGACAACACACUGGGAAAGGAAUUAAUAUUCAUCUUCUUUAAGUGCCAUCAAACUUUAUCAAACCCGUCUUUAAGUGCCCCUCCCACGCCACUUUUGCACCAUGGCCAGCAUGUCAUUGUGAAAGAGACACUCUCCUUAUCGAAACAUUAUGAAAUUUGGUAUCCUCUUUUUCACAUUGAAAAUGGCAGUUUUGUGUGACUUCAGCUUUUCUAUUUCAGUCAUAUUUCAGUUCACCUAACUAGUCGUUUGGGAGUUUCAAGGUGACUUGAUUGAAAUUUAUCCAGUGAUUUUACCCAUGGACAGUAUAUACCAUGCUGUAUUUAAUGCAGUAUGCAAAGAGCCUUUUUCUUGUGUUAAUUGUUUUAGAAAUAUUUAGAAUUAAGUAUAAAACACAAUUGUUUACAUAGUGUAACUCAUGUCAUUAAUACUUGCCACAGGCAUUAUGUUGGAGUAUAAAUAAAAUUGGUAGUCAGGGAAUAUUCUCAAGUUAAUACAAGUUCUGUAAAUAUUUGAUUUUCUUUUUUUUACUAGAGCUUUUUUGUUUUGUUUUGUUUUGUUGUAUCUUUAUUGGUUCUAUUUAUUACAAUGUCACAUUUUGUGCAAGUGCAAUUGUUUUUGUAAAUGAAAGCGAUUUCUUGAGUAGUUCUGCUGUAAAUGAACAUUUCCGGUUUUGUUCAGGCAUGUAUUUGUUGUUGUCAGUACAGUGCAUGCAAUGUAGGCUUAUAUUGCUGACUUGCUAAGUUCAGACAUACUGUACCAAGCCUGGUCAUCCUGCAGAUAAUAAAAAAAGUUUUACAUUCCUUUCCAA